Messenger RNA from Epinephelus fuscoguttatus (brown-marbled grouper), 3378 nucleotides. RefSeq lists its product as uncharacterized. Gene Ontology annotation, cellular component: external side of plasma membrane; membrane raft. The record is from RefSeq and is a predicted model, not a curated record. Gene Ontology annotation, biological process: interleukin-15-mediated signaling pathway; positive regulation of ERK1 and ERK2 cascade; T cell activation. Bases 32 to 1150 code for a protein of 372 amino acids. Gene Ontology annotation, molecular function: MHC class II protein binding; protein tyrosine kinase binding. NCBI's taxonomy places the organism in Eukaryota, Metazoa, Chordata, Actinopteri, Perciformes, Serranidae. The transcript is spliced from 9 exons.
GCUGAGAGAGGGCAGACAGAAGAGAAGCACAAUGACUGAAUUCCGAUGGAUUAAAGUGUCUUUAUUAAUGAUUCUGGUGCUGCAGUUUACAGCAGUUGCAGAACAGUUCCUCUCCUUGAUUGUCAAAGUUGGAGAUGAUGUCAUCUUGCCUUGUGACAGUGUGACAGAUAAUCAGAAUAACUGUGAUGGCACUGCAUGGGUCGCCACUUUAUCAGGAAACAGAGUAGAAGAUCUGGUUGAACAUGGGCAGAUUGUUGAAAAUGCCAAAGCUAAAUCAGACAGACUGAAUGUAAGAGAGAACUGUUCUCUGGUAAUGAAGAAGGUCACAGCCAAGGAUGCUGGUCGUUACGACUGUCAACAGCCUACAUCAGGAAAACCUGACAAACUGGUUUAUCUGUCUGUUAUUAACAUAAAUGCACAUGAAAAUGGUGACGAGGUGACACUGUCCUGCUCUACAUCAAGUAACACGGAGUGUAUACACAAAGUGAAGUGGCUGUAUGUGGGUAAAAAUGGGGAUCAAGAUAACCAAGACAUAUCAACAUCAUAUCCUGACUGUUCAGCUAGUGUAACAGUUCCUACCAUCGAUCUCAAGCAGAAGUCAAAGUAUCAGUGUGAAGUGACUGAUGGUUAUACUAAUAAAGUGCAGCCGUUUCCCUUCAGCCGUCAGUCCUCAAGUGAGAAACCAGGUGAGGAUGCAACAACGGUAAGAACAACUGAAAGCAGCACAAACUCAAGGACCUAUUCAACGGUGCCUGCUGUCAGUGUUCCUUCAACAACACCACAAGGUUGGUGGUUGUACAUCACUGGGGCUGUGGGUUUAGUGGCAGUACUAAUAAUCAUUGUGGCUGUCAUCAUAUGGAAGAGACCUAAAGGCGGCAAAACACAGAUGGAUGACGACACUGCACAGAGCUUAAACCCUGUGGUGACUCAGCCUGGCCCAGAAACCAGUCAGGAGACGGCUGAUCCUGAAGAUGGUGUUUCCUACGCUUCUAUCAGCUACAAGAAGACCAAAAGCAAAGCCCAGGUUAAAUAUGAUGAUGAUGAAGGUGAUGCAGUGACCUACAGCACUGUCAAAGUUUCCUCUUCUGCUGCUGGAGCCUCUGCUGAUGCCAGUGACCUCUAUGCCACUGUCAACAAACCAAACAAAUAAGAGAGCGCAGCGCCUGAGAAACAUUUGACAGGCUCUGGAUAUUCACCGGUGUUUUUGAGUGAAUAUUGGAAUCUUGACUCAUCAGGCUCUAAUCCAUAAUGGACAGAUCAAAUCAAAGAACAGCGAUCUGAAAAAGAACAAAAAAAAAAAAACGGUAGAAUGGUGACCUUUAAAAGUAUGUACCUUUAGGGUUCCCGUGAUCACGAAAUUCCCGGGAAAUGAAAUUAGAAGAAGAGUUUUCCAGGCCUAGAAGUGGUUUGGAAUUAACUAAAUGUUUUGGAAAAGUUUUCAAUUUGCAUUGUUUGACUAUUGUUCAAAACAUAUUCAUAAAAAUCCCAAAACAUGGCAAGCAUUAGGCAAAAAUGAUUCCUGUAUUACUAAUUUAAAAUCUAGUGUUGCACUGCGUGACCACUGAAACGUUGUUUACAUUGCAAGAGACACUGGUCUAUUGGCAUGUGCAGCUAGUUGGAGGCAAGAAUGUCAAACAAGCGGGUAAAGCUAGCGACUGCAAGCAGUUUGCUUAUCAACAAAUGCCUGGGAAGUGCAUGUUUAAUAAUGUAUGCCUGUAUUGCUGAAUAGGCUUAUUUAUGUUAAACUAAAUAAAGUCAUGGAAAUGGGGUAAAAUAAUAUGAAAAAAUGAUGUACUUAAUUGUCUGACGUUCUCCAUGUAUACCACAGAUGCAGCCUGCUGGUUUGAGGCCUCUCUGCUUCACUUAGCAUGACUGCAGGAGGGAUGGGGUAAACACUGAGGCUUGUAAGUGUGCAUGUAUUUAUCACAGACCUUCUCCAUGCUGCGGAGAUAUAAUGGACACAGUUUGUCCAUGCCCUAUUGAAUGACACAUAGUAAUAUUUCCUGAUGUGACUGGGUAGGACGACAUCAUUUUGUCUAUGCCUGAAAUAGAAAUCACACUUUACAGCAAUGGUAAAGGUUUGGUUAGGUUUAUGCACAAUGACAACUUGGUUAGAUUGAGGGAAGCAUCAUGGUCUGUUCAAGUUAGGGGAGCUUUGUCGCCAUGGUUACACUUACAAACAUGGUUACAAUUUAGGAAUGAUCAUAGUCAUGCUUCAAAAAAAAAUAUGUAGUCAUGUAACGAAACAGGAAACAAACAGUCUGACGGGUUUCAACCCACCCUGACCUCCCCGCUUUGUGGACAUCAUUACUCUGCAGUUACAUCGCCUGACUCCUCCUUUGCUGUUUCACGCCAACAUAAAAUCAGAUGACGUUUUGGGGAACUUGCUGACAUGACAGAUGUUGUCAUAUUUGGGAGAACCGUCUUCCUAAAAAUGCAUCCAAUGCAGCAUCACAGCAGACAUAUGGCUUAGUCUGCUGCCCUGUGUGCACACAGACACACCAGAAACAAUCAUGAUAAUAACCAGCAGGUGACUGACUCCUCUUUGCCAAGGUUUUGAAUUUGAAAUCAGAUACCAGUGUAAUAUGUGGAUAUUUCAGACCAGCUUGUAUCAUAACACGUUUUACAUUUAUGACUAAAUAUUUAAAGCUCUCUGAUGGGAACAAGAAGUCAUCUUUUACACCCAAUGAGUUUCAUUGGAACCCUUUAACUAACACUCUACUGUGUUAAUGACGCUGUUUAUUCCUACUGGGACAUUAUGUAAAGACAGACUUGAUUAUAUAACUAAAUAAGUGGUUUAUGAUCAUUUCCAGGGUGCACUGUAGUAAACAUAUUUUUGUCCAGAAGGGGGGUGGUAGGCUAGAGAUACAUUUUGCUAAAUGAACAGGCUGUAAGACAUUUGAUAACUGUGCUCAGUGAUGAAUGUUAAAUACUAAUAUUAAGUGUGUCAUAUAUGUAUGUUUUCAGCUUUCUUUGUCCUGUUAAGUGCUCAAAAGCAAACUGAGAGAAGGAGACUGAAUAAAUUGUCAUCCUUGAGAUUCGUAUUAAACAGUUGUCUGAGAGAAAACUGAGCAUCCCACCAGGUCAGUGGGAGUUUUUGGCAGAUGUUGUCACUGUCAGAAACUUUGUAAAUAUAUUUUGGUCUAUCUUUUGAUAUUGUAUUGUAUUUUGUGCUUCAAGAUUUUCUAUUAUUCUAUUAUUUUAAUUAUAUUUAGAGUAUUCAAUGUAUCACUGAGGUUGCAUUUAUGAAUGAUCCAUAUUUGUGUUGUUUUUAAUGUUAAUCUGAACCAGCUGGUUUCUGUUAAAAGGGACACACGCCCACAAACCAUUUAACGCUGAGGACGGCUAUGAGCUGAAACGUGUCCAUUCGACUGCUGC